This is a messenger RNA of Condylura cristata (star-nosed mole), 2028 nucleotides long. It is a transcript of the gene HDAC8, whose product is annotated as histone deacetylase 8. The coding region runs from base 225 to 1472 and encodes 415 amino acids. The record is from RefSeq and is a predicted model, not a curated record. Gene Ontology annotation, molecular function: histone deacetylase activity. NCBI's taxonomy places the organism in Eukaryota, Metazoa, Chordata, Mammalia, Eulipotyphla, Talpidae. The transcript is spliced from 11 exons.
AAAUGGCCCCGUCGGGCAACAAGGAUAGUUUUGACCGUGCAUAUUUGUGCCAUAAAAUAUUCGAUCUUAAUUGGCAGCUAUUUGGGUGUUUGUACUAACCGACCUCCCGUUUUUGAACUGUGGUCACUAAAUGAAGGGGUUCUGGCCUGGAAAGGCCUAUGCAUUCCUUCAACUGGUUGGGGAACGAAGACAAUGUUCUCUGACAAUCUCGAGAAUAGGAGGGAAUGUUGACCAGGGAGCACCCCGGCGGCCGAGCAAAGGAGCAGGAACUGGAGCCCGAGCUGAGUCCGAAAAACGCCGGAUCCGUACUGGGGCUCCGGCGCGGCUGGGAAAGGACGAUGGAGGAGCCGGAGGAACCCGCGGACAGUGGGCGAGAGCUACCCCCGGUUUACAUCUACAGUCCCGAAUAUGUCAGCAUUUGCGAUUCCCUGGCCAAAGUCCCCAAACGGGCCAGUAUGGUACAUUCUUUGAUUGAAGCAUAUGCUCUGCAUAAGCAAAUGAGGAUAGUUAAGCCCAAAGUGGCGUCAAUGGAGGAGAUGGCCGCCUUCCACACGGAUGCCUAUCUGCAGCACCUCCAGAAGGUUAGCCAAGAAGGAGAUGAUGAUCACCCGGACUCCAUAGAAUACGGUCUAGGUUAUGACUGCCCAGCCACUGAAGGAAUAUUUGACUAUGCAGCAGCAGUAGGAGGGGCCACAAUCACAGCUGCCCAGUGCCUGAUUGAUGGGAUGUGCAAAGUAGCAAUUAACUGGUCCGGAGGGUGGCAUCACGCAAAGAAAGAUGAAGCAUCUGGUUUUUGUUAUCUCAAUGAUGCUGUCCUGGGAAUAUUACGAUUGCGACGGAAAUUUGAGCGUAUUCUCUACGUGGAUUUGGAUCUGCACCAUGGAGAUGGCGUUGAAGAUGCCUUCAGUUUUACCUCCAAAGUCAUGACGGUGUCCCUGCACAAAUUCUCCCCAGGAUUUUUCCCAGGAACAGGUGAUGUGUCUGAUGUUGGCUUAGGAAAGGGCCGGUACUACAGUGUAAAUGUGCCCAUUCAGGAUGGCAUUCAGGAUGAGAAGUAUUACCACAUCUGUGAAAGUGUACUGAAGGAGGUAUACAUAGCCUUUAAUCCCAAAGCAGUGGUCUUACAGCUCGGAGCUGAUACAAUAGCUGGGGAUCCCAUGUGCUCCUUUAACAUGACUCCAGUGGGAAUUGGCAAGUGUCUCAAGUACAUCCUUCAGUGGCAAUUGGCAACGCUCGUUUUGGGAGGAGGAGGCUAUAACCUUGCCAAUACAGCUCGAUGCUGGACAUACUUGACCGGGGUCAUCCUAGGGAAAACACUAUCCUCUGAGAUCCCAGAUCAUGAGUUUUUCACGGCAUAUGGUCCUGAUUAUGUGCUAGAAAUCACGCCAAGCUGUCGGCCAGACCGCAACGAGCACCACCGAGUCCAGCAAAUCCUCAACUACAUCAAAGGGAAUCUGAAGCAUGUGGUCUAGUUGACAAAAAGAGAUCAGGUUUCCAGAGCUGAGGAGCAGUGCCUGUAAUGAAGACAGCGUGUUUAUGCGAGCAGUGUGUGGAAUUUGUGACUGCAGGGGAAAUUUGGAAGAAAUUACUUCCUGAAAAUUUCCAAGGGGCACCAAAGUGGCAGCUGGCCUCCUGGGGUGAGGCAAGCAGGCACCCCAGAGGCCUCAACUAGGCCUAGGGGAAGAGAGAGAUUUCCAACAUUUUAAAGUGUUUAUUUUUAAAAAACACACAAAUGCCAUUUUUAAUCUUUGAAAAUUAUUUUUAAGCAAGUUGGGGAGGGGGUAUUUUUAUUUUCUUAAAGGAGACAGAUCAGAGGUUGGAGGAAAGCAUGGAGCUUGGGUCAUAAGUGUGUGGGACAGGGGCAGGGAGAGAAGGCAGCUUGUGGGCCUCAGGACCCUGUAGGUAGACCCCUGGGCAAGCCCUGGGAGCCUGACUGCUCAGCAGACUGGGAGGUGUGGGAAAGGCCAGCUGUGUUGUUCUUAGAAUCAUGGAUCUAUUUUGUUUUUUAAUUAAAUCUUUGAAAACCUA